UCUGACAGCUGCUCAGGCGAUGCCCAGUCUUCUUUAACUAUUCAUAGCCGGAAUAUGAAAGAGUCUUCUUUUGUGCAUCUUCGCGUGUGCUCCCUCAAUGGGCGAAAGAUCUAUUCUCUAGAAAUGGCUUCUACUGAGCAGAUAGAACAAAUAUACAUUUAUAUUGAUAAGGCUCGAGGUAUCCAAUCUUCAGGUGAAUCGACAAUUCGUGAUUAUGUUUUGGUCAACAUGUCAGGUUUUGAUGCUAAGCUGAGGAGCACCAACGAAGCCUCGGAUUCUCAAGGUGUCCUUUGCCAAAGAUGGAUGCUGACUGAUCUCUCACAGACGUUGGCUGAUGCUGAUCUUUCAGGACAUAUUCUUUUAAGAAUGGCACCUUUAAAAAAGCCCACUAUGACUAAACAUUGA
This is a messenger RNA of Protopolystoma xenopodis, 405 nucleotides long. The record is from the annotation of a GenBank genome assembly. Lineage: Eukaryota; Metazoa; Platyhelminthes; Monogenea; Polystomatidea; Polystomatidae.